AUGGCCUCUUUCUUCAAGAACGCCUUUGGUGGUGAAAAGGCCCCCGCGGCUGCCAAUCCAGACUCUGACUUUGCCGACUUCGCCGAAGCUCCUAGUCCUGCUCCUGAGGUCGUCGCCCAGGAUGCGACAACUGGAAGUGCUGCCGCCGCUGCUACCACGGUCCCCUUCACCAAGUGGUACAAUGUCCACGAGCGUCAUUCCAUCUCCGAGUUCAAGAUGGAGGGCGUCAUCCUCCUCAUCUCGAGUGUCGUCUUCCUGCUUCAUAUGAUCGGUGCUCGUCGCAAUCGCUCCCGAGCCAAGGCCUGGAUCCGCGCCCACGCCCCCGUCUUCCACAAGGAGUACGCUCUCGUGGGCUUCAGUGGCGUCCCCACCGCGGACAACGAGGAUGUCAACCCGGAAACCCUCAUCAAGGAGAAGUCCCUCUUUGAGUUUGCGACCUACGCUACCGGCCGACAGAACACGGCUUUCACCGAUGUCAAGCUUACUCUCACCAAGAAGUUCAACCCUAUCGUCAACGGCUUUGAGCACCUCGCCAGCUUCUUCAUCGAGUCUUUUGAUACACCCACGGAUGCCGUUGAGGUGAUCACCUACCCGUUCGACGGCAAGGAGAACCUCACUGUCCCUUCCCUCCCUGGAGCUUCCGAGAUUCGCGCCAAGGAUGCUAAGAGCACCUACGAUGGCUUCGUCUGGGGUGUUGUUCACAAGGAUGUCAUGCGCCGAGUCCGCGACGAGCGAUACGACGUGUCUCUUACUUUCACCAAGGAUAACCCCAAGCUUCCUGCCUGGCUCACCGUCAUGAGCGAGAGCGCCGAGAUCACUGAUACCCUGCUUUACCCCGAGCUCAUUGCUGCCAUCAAGGCUGCCGGCGACCUGUUUGAGUACAUAAUCAUCUCCGACCAGCCCGUCGACAAGCCUCUUACCCUCGAGGAGACCUUCCCCCGCAAGCGUCUGUUCCUCAAGUACGCCCUGCCUUCCAGCGGCAACUACGACACCCUCCUGCCUCUCUUCUCGCACUUCCUCCAGUUCCCCGAUGUCCUCGUCAAGGUUGCCCACUUCCGCCCUGAGGUCUCCAAGAAGGUCCGCACCAUCCGCGAGAACGCCAUCAGCGAGCUCAAAAAGAGCGCCGAGAGCCAGCGCCAAGAGGAGCUUCUCGUCGAGAAGGAGAAGGCUCGCAAGGCCAAGCGUGAUGCCGAGCUCAAGGGCCUCGAUGCCAAGGCUCAAAAGCGAUACCUCGAGAAGGAGAAGGAGAAGGAGAUGCGAAAAGCCCAGAGGCGACAGACACAGCGCGCUUAA
This is a messenger RNA of Fusarium sp. VM40, 1293 nucleotides long. The record is from the annotation of a GenBank genome assembly. NCBI's taxonomy places the organism in Eukaryota, Fungi, Ascomycota, Sordariomycetes, Hypocreales, Nectriaceae.